GGGGAGUUAAUAGUUAAAUUGAAUUGGGAAUGUAAUAUGUGUGUUAAGAUUUGUUUUUGCUAUCCUGCAGUUAUGGUAGCAUUUUUUGUUUUGAAUUUGUUUAUGUUUGGGAUGGCUAUCCUGCAGUUAUGGUAGCCUUUUUUGUUUUGAAUUUGUUUAUGUUUGGGAUGGCUAUCCUGCAGUUAUGGUAGCCUUUUUUGUUUUGAAUUUGUUUAUGUUUGUGUUGGCUAUCCUGCAGUUAUGGUAGCCUUUGUAGUUUGGAGGGGUUUGUAGGAUGUGAAGAUAUUUUGAAGUAUUGUGUUGUUAAUAAUUAGGUUGUGUUGGCUAUCCUGCAGUUAUGGUAGCCUUUGUAGUUUGGAGGGGUUUGUAGUAUGUGAAGAUAUUUUGAAGUAUUGUGUUGUUAAUAAUUAGGUUGUGUUGGCUAUCCUGCAGUUAUGGAUAAGGGUUGGAUGAAACUUAGAAAUAAGUUAUCCCUUGAGUAUAGAUAUGGAGUGACCCAAUUUUUAGAAUUUGCCAAAUUUCACGUUGAUGCUUACGGACGAUUGAGGUGUCCAUGCAAGAGAUGUUUGAAUUUAAAUUGGAGCUCAUUAGAGGGUGUGGAAAGACAUCUGCUGACUAUAGGAAUAUCCCCCUACUACACAGAAUGGGUGUAUCAUGGAGAGUCAUUAAGCUAUAGAGGUACAGAAAACUUUGAGGAAGGAACUAGUAGUAAUCCUUUUAAUGAAGGAACUAGUAGUACACAAUUUAAUGAAGAAGGUGAUAUCUUUGGUAUGCUAAAUGAUUUACAAGCCCCUAUAGAACAUGAAGAGGAAAUAGAGGAAUUUCGUUUGGAAGAUGAAAUGGCGAUGAAUGUUGGGGUAAAUAUAGAUGAAGAUACAACAAAUAAUAUAUUUCAGGACUUAUUGAAUCAAGCACGUAAUGAGUUGUACCCCGGUUGUUCUGAAUUUUCGUCGUUGAAUUUUUUGGUUAAGUUGAUGCAUGUGAAAGUUCUAAAUGGUUGGAGUAACAAGUCAUUCGACAUGUUGUUAGAACUUUUAAGAGCAGCGUUUCCAAUGUGUAAUAGUACUAUUCCUAGUUCAUUUUAUGAAGCAAAACGAAAACUUCGUGACUUGGGCUUGGGAUAUGAGACUAUUCACGCGUGCAAGUAUGAUUGUGUAUUGUAUUGGAAAGAGUUUGCUGAUUUGCAACAUUGUCCUACAUGUGGCGAGGCUAGGUACAAGGUUAAUGAUAAUAGAGGGAAAAAAAUUCCGCAUAAGGUAUUGCGCCACUUUCCUUUAGUACCUAGAUUACAGCGCUUGUUUGUAUCGCAGGAAGGGUCUGCUGACAUGAGAUGGCAUAGGGACAAACGUGUUGAAACAGAUGAUGUCUUGAGACAUCCAGCUGAUGCAGAGGGGUGGAAGCACUUUGAUUCUGAAUUUCCUGAUUUUGCUUCUGAUCCACGAAACGUGCGUUUGGGCUUGGCUUCAGAUGGGUUUAACCCAUUUGGUCAAAUGAGUACCUCGUACAGUAUGUGGCCUGUUGUGUUACUUCCUUACAAUUUGCCACCAUGGAAAUGCAUGAAAGAGACAAAUUUCUUUAUGUCAUUGCUCAUACCCGGUCCUAAAUCUCCUGGUCAGUUCUUUCAGCUAUACGCAGCCUUGUUGUGGACGAUUAAUGACUUCCCGGCGUAUGGUGACCUAUCAGGGUGGAGUACGAAGGGGUAUCAGGCAUGUCCUAUAUGCAUGAGUGAUAGAUCGUCCUUCGGGAUACGAGGUAGAAUAUCUUUCAUGGGACAUAGACGCUAUCUUCCACAGAAUCACGUGUGGCGUAGAAGUAGGCUACACGAUGGAAAGGUAGAGCGUAAGGCUCCUCCUGUGGUGAUGAAUGGGUAUGAAAUAUUAGAACAACUAGAUCAGUUGGAAUUUCCAGUUAUGAGUAAACAUCCUUCAAUACAGGAUAAGAAAAGAAAGAGAGCUCUUAAUUGGACGAAGAAAAGUAUUUUUUUCAAUCUUCCUUAUUGGUCGAGACUUUUGUUACGUCACAAACUUGAUGUAAUGCACAUUGAGAAGAAUGUUUGUGACAAUUUGAUUGGUACGUUAUUGAACAUCGAAGGGAAAACGAAGGAUACCACGAAUGCUAGGUUGGACUUACAAGAUCUGAAGAUAAGAAAGGAUUUACAUCUUGUAGAAGUGGGUAACCGAUUGGUGAAGCCACAUGCGAGCUACACGUUGACUACCAGUGAACGAGUAGAGUUUUGUAAGUUUCUGAAAUCAGUUAAGUUUCCCGAUGGAUUUGUUUCCAAUAUAUCGAGAUGUGUGCAUGAAAGAGAGGGGAAAAUAUCAGGACUAAAAACGCAUGAUUGCCAUGUUUUAUUACAUCGACUGCUACCAAUUGGUAUUCGAGCAUUCUUACCGAAGAACGUAUACACUGCUAUAACCGAAUUAUGUAAUUUUUUCCGUGACUUGUGCGCCCGAACGAUAAGAGUAAGUGAUCUAGACAGAUUGCAAGCAGAUAUCAUAAUCAUACUUUGUAAGUUGGAAAGAAUAUUUCCACCUGCCUUUUUUAGCGUUAUGGUGCACCUUGCCGUUCACUUACCAUAUGAAACGAAGAUUACUGGUCCGGUUUCUUAUAGUUGGAUGUAUCCGAUCGAAAGGAGUCUACGAACGUUAAAGCAGUAUGUUAGAAACAAAGCACGUCCUGAGGGGUCAAUUGCAGAAGGCUAUAUCAUGAAAGAACGACACACAUUGAAGUAG
Cucumis melo (muskmelon) is the source of this 2732-nucleotide messenger RNA. RefSeq lists its product as uncharacterized. The transcript is spliced from 2 exons. The coding region runs from base 435 to 2732 and encodes 765 amino acids. The record is from RefSeq and is a predicted model, not a curated record. Lineage: Eukaryota; Viridiplantae; Streptophyta; Magnoliopsida; Cucurbitales; Cucurbitaceae.